Messenger RNA from Odontomachus brunneus, 6821 nucleotides. It is a transcript of the gene LanB1, whose product is annotated as laminin subunit beta-1. Gene Ontology annotation, cellular component: laminin trimer. Gene Ontology annotation, biological process: basement membrane assembly; cell migration; substrate adhesion-dependent cell spreading. Lineage: Eukaryota; Metazoa; Arthropoda; Insecta; Hymenoptera; Formicidae. The record is from RefSeq and is a predicted model, not a curated record. The coding region runs from base 447 to 5774 and encodes 1775 amino acids. The transcript has 14 exons.
AGCCGAGACUCACUGUGAGAGACGCGUCACAAGGCGCGUCCGUCGUGUUUUUCAUUUUUCGUUGUCGUGCACAAUUCUCUGGCAGUGUUGCUGCAUAUUGCGAACCCGCGCACCUGUCACUGGAGAGCCGAUCAACGGAGCCGCGCUGCCGCGUGGGUUAGAUUCGGUGAUAGAACACUGGUGACGACGACAACGAGGUGAACUCGACGAGUUUCGGCGAGAGAGAGAGAUAAUUCCGGCCGUGUCGAGAUCUCUCACAGCCACUUGGAGCGUAACUUGGAAGCGACGCCGUCCCUAGAAAAGAAGAGACUUCUGGUCUCGGCUUAGGCGGUAGGCAACACUAUUUCAAUGCAAGUACAUUGACGCAGAGUUUCAAACUAUCGUCGAUGGCUUUGCACCAUUAAGGAAUAAGUACACAUAGACAGAGGUAGAGGAAAAGCAGAACAAUGCACCGCGUUCAUUACAAGCACGUGGCCCUCGCAGCUUUAAUUAUUAUACUUAAUAUUUUAACAGGACACGCAAAUUCUCAAUAUGGACUGAAAGAAUAUAGACCAGCAUCCAGAGGCUCACAUGCGAAAAGACCACAUCCCUGCGAGCAGAGCUCGUGUUACCCCGCGACUGGAAACCUGUUGAUUGGUCGGAAGGACAAACUGAGCGCUUCGUCAACGUGCGGCCUAAAGGGACCCGAGAGAUUCUGCAUCGUUUCUCAUCUCAAAGAGAGAAAGAAAUGUUUUUUCUGUGACUCAUCAUUUCCCAAGCGACAACACAACAUCGAAAACAUUGUCAGCGGGUCAUGGUGGCAAGCCGAGAACGGGGUAGAAAAUGUUACAAUACGCUUCGAUCUCGAGGCGGAAUUUCACUUUACGCACAUUAUUAUUCGCUUCCAAACUUUCCGACCAGCUGCCAUGUUGAUCGAACGAUCGUACGAUUUUGGACAAACCUGGCAGGUAUAUCGGUAUUUUGCUCACAAUUGUGAACACUAUUUUCCCGGAAUACCUACUCAUCAGCCUCAAAAAUUAACGGAUGUCAUCUGCGAGACCAGAUACUCAGCUGUGGCUCCUUCCAGUGGCGGUGACGUAAUUUUUAGAGUGUUGCCGCGAAAUCUGGAUAUUGACAAUCCGUAUUCGAAAGAAGUGCAGAAUCUUCUAAAAAUUACCAAUCUCAGAAUCAUCAUGACGAGGCUCCAUACUCUAGGCGACGAUUUGCUCGACGAUCGGGCCGAGAUUCGUGAAAAAUAUUAUUACGCCAUUCAGGACAUGGUGAUACGUGGCUCUUGCUCCUGUUACGGGCACGCAUCCAGAUGUUUACCGUUGCCUGGAGUCAUCGAUGAGGAGAAUAUGGUGCAUGGUAGAUGCGAGUGCACUCAUAAUACCAAGGGCCUCAAUUGCGAAAAGUGCGAGGACUUUUACAAUGAUCUGCCAUGGAAACCGGCGGUCGGAAAACAAACAAAUGCCUGUAGACGUUGUAAUUGCAACAACCAUACUAUGUCCUGCCAUUUUGAUGAGGCGGUUUACGACAGAUCAGGAAGAGUGUCCGGCGGAGUCUGCGAUGACUGCCAGCACAACACGCGUGGGCAAAAUUGCGAACAGUGCAAACCAUUCUUCUAUCACGACAUGACGAAGGAUAUCUCCGAUCCGGAAGCUUGCCAGCCAUGCAACUGUGAUCUGGAUGGAUCUUUGGACGACGGUAUUUGCGACUCGAGAACUGAUCUUCUCAGCGGCGAUGAGUCCGGACGCUGCCACUGCAAAGUGAACGUUGAGGGACGUCGUUGUGACCGUUGCAGAAACGGCUUUUGGAAUUUUGAUCCCGACAAUCCCGAGGGAUGUCAAGCCUGCACCUGUAAUACUCUGGGCACUGUUAACAAUCAAGGCUGUAAUAUGGUGACCGGCGAAUGCACGUGCAAACGUUACGUCACCGCGCGCGAUUGCAAUCAGUGUCUACCGAAUUAUUGGGGACUUUCUGAGGACCGCGACGGAUGCAAACCCUGCGACUGCGACCCCGGCGGCUCUUACGAGGAUUCUUGCGACGUUAUCACGGGUCAGUGCAGAUGUAGACCUCACGUCAGCGGGAGAACCUGCAAUCAGCCGGAACAGAGUUACUACACCGGCUCGCUGGACUUUCUCAUCUACGAAGGGGAACUAUCCAGAGCUAGCGAUAACUGUCAAGUGGUAAUUAGGGAGCCUUAUCGCGAUGGCAGAAACAGCACAUGGACCGGCACGGGUUUCAUGAAGGUUCUCGAGGACUCUGUAAUGAACUUCACCAUCGAUGACAUACGUAGAUCCAUGUGGUACGAUGUGAUCGUGCGUUACGAACCGGUGCAUCACGGCGCUUGGAACGAUGUACAAAUCAUCCUCGAGAGAGACGGUCCACCGGAUCCGAACGGUCCGUGCGCCGACUGGUCACCCGAGUACGAUCGUUUAUGGGCCCAGUUGCCGAUACGAUCGAGGAGCGCCGUAGCGCAACCCUCUAUCUGCCUGGAAACAGGAAAACGAUACAAUCUCGUGUUGCAAUUUCGCAAGUUUAACGGCCUAACGGACACGCCUUCGGCUUCCAUUCUGGUCGACUCGAUUGUUUUGAGGCCCAAGAUAGACGUGAUACCCUUCUUCAAGAUAACAGGCGUAGGUGAAUUGCGUCGCCAAGAAUACGAACGUUAUCAUUGUAACGACUUUUUUAAUGAUGUCAAUGUGAUGUGGAGCAAUAUACCUGAGAUUUGUAGAAAGUAUCAGAAUAGCAUCGGCUACUAUGUUUUCGAGGGCGCUCAUUCCUGCGAGUGCAAUCCGACGGGAUCUCGCAGUUUACUUUGCGAAAACUAUGGCGGAAUGUGUCCCUGCAAGCCGAAUGUAGUCGGUAGACGUUGCGAUCGUUGCGCACCAGGUACGUACGGAUUCGGACCCGAAGGUUGCAUUCCUUGCGAUUGCGACGGAGUCGGUGCUCUGGACAACUUUUGCGACGUUGAGACCGGUCGCUGCAAGUGUCGUCGUAACACCUAUGGUAGAACCUGCGGCCAGUGUGAACCCGGUUUCUGGAAUUUUCCGCACUGUCAACGCUGUGAAUGCAACGGACACGCGGACGGUUGCGACUCCAAGACUGGCGCUUGUAUCAACUGCAGGGACUAUACUACCGGACAUAAUUGCGAUCGUUGUAUCGAUACCUUUUACGGCGACCCACGAAUCGGAGUCGAUAUACCCUGCAGGGCGUGUCCGUGUCCAGGCACUCUUGAUUCCGGUCAUUCAUACGCCGACGGAUGCUCGUUAGAUUCAAUAACGCAGGACGUGGUUUGCGAAUGUUUCGAGGGCUAUGCCGGUCCCCGAUGCGAACACUGCGCCGAUAAUUAUUUUGGCAAUCCUGAGAUACCCGGCGGUAGUUGCGAGCCCUGCGAGUGCAACAAUAACACGGAUUUACGCCGACCUGGGAACUGCGAUCCACACACUGGUCGUUGUCUCCAGUGCUUGUACAAGACCGACGGUCCUAACUGCCAAAUCUGUAAGCCUGGCUUUUACGGCAACGCCCUGCGACAGGACUGUCAAGACUGCAACUGCAAUGUCUUGGGCACUAACAAAGCCGCAGGACCAUGCGACCACCGUACCGGACAGUGUCCAUGUUUACCGCAUGUUAUCGGGCAGCUUUGCGACUCCUGCGAGGAGAAUCACUGGAGGAUAGCCAGCGGAGAGGGCUGUGAUCCUUGCGAGUGUGACGCAGUUGGAAGUAUAUCAGACAGGUGCAACCCUUACGAUGGCACUUGCGAGUGCAGACCGGGAUUUGGCGGUAGACGGUGCAACGAGUGUCAGACGAAUUUCUGGGGCAAUCCAAAUGUGGAGUGCUAUCCAUGCGAAUGCGACGUAAUCGGCUCCGCCAGCCAACAGUGCGACAGGGAGACCGGGGUGUGCGUUUGUCACAAGGGUAUAGGUGGCGAAAAAUGCGACCAAUGCGACCGCGGCUAUCACGGCGACGCGCCUCAGUGCAGUCCCUGCGGCGAAUGCUUCGACAAUUGGGAUUUGAUAUUGAGCGGUCUCAGUAACAAGACGAAUGCCGUCAUCGAUGAGGCUUCGAGAAUACAGAAGGUCGGUACGACCGGAGUUUACAGUCAAGAAUUCGACGACAUGGAGAAGUCGCUGAACGAGGUCAAGGCGCUAAUCAGUAACACCACCAUCCGAGGCCAAGAUCUGGAUGCAUUAAAUAUUUUGGCUGCGGGAUUAGAGAAUAAUAUCUCCGAAUCGGCGCAGCAAUUGGGUGAUGUAAACAAUCUCUUGGAGAACGUCAGUCAAAGAGUCAAUCUCGGGGAUGUUGCACUGAAAAGACUAAAGAAUCGAACAAACAACUUGCACGAGGCCGCCGCUGAGCUGAGGGAGAACGCUACCAGAUUGCAAGAGGAAAACGUGCAGGGCGCAUUGAACGUGACUCAACAGAUGGCCGAACAGUCUAAGCAGGCCGAGAGAAUGGCUAACGAUACGAGCAACGUUCUGGCUGACGCUGAACGAUUCCGAAAGCACACCGAGAAUCUCCUGGCGAAGAAUCGCGCUACCGUCGAUGAGGCCCAAGAGAGAAACAAGGAAUCGUUGGCAAAGUUGAACGAGAAGCUGGAAACGUUCGGUACAGCUAUGCCCGAACUGAACCUGCAAAUGUGCGGCGACAACGUAACGGAUUGUAGCACCGUCUGCGGUGGCGCUGGCUGCGGCUUCUGCGGUGGAUUGUCUUGCGACGUAGGCGCGGUCACCAAAGCCAAUCAAGCUCUGGAUGUGGCCAAGCAGCAGGCUGCUAAGAUCAAAAGUCACAAAGAUGAGGCCGAACAAUUGUUGCGUAAUAUGAUUCAAAUCAAACAAGAUUCAACAGCAGCGAGAUCCAACGCUCAAGACGCCUUCAAUUACGCGUGGGACGCGCGCAACCGUUCCGAGGACAUUUCCAAGGAGCUCCUGGACAUAACCAAUCGUAUCUCGAGCAAUCUAAACGACGAGCAGCCCACACCGACCAUGGUGAGGGAUCUCGCGAACAAAGUACUCGAGAAGAAUAUCCAGCUGGAGCCGGACGAGAUUACACAAUUGGCCGAUCGCAUCAAGAGUAUCGUAGGUUCGCUUACCGAUUCCGAAAAGAUUCUCGCCGACACCAAAGACGACCUUCAACUGGCUCGCGAGCUCGAGCAACGCGCUAAUCGCGCCAAGGAAAUCGCUAUUGAGAAGCAAGACUUAGCUAGCAAAGUGAUUCUGUUGUUGAAUGACGCGCAACAAGCACAAGAGAAGGCGCAAAGUGCUAUCGACAAGGCGGAGGCCGACGUACUCAAGUCACAAAAAGAUUUAGUGGACAUCGCCGACGUGACGAAGUCUGCUCAGAUUCAAGCUAACAACACCACCCAAUCUGUGGAAACUCUAGACACCCGGCUGAAGCAGUUGCAGACGCAGUCGGUCAGAAAUGACUUUGUACUGACGAAGGAGAUUAGUGUGGAGGCGAAGAAGGUCGCCGAGGAGGCGCAAAUGAUUGACGGCAAGACGAAAAAAUUAUCGGAAGAAUAUAAAAGAGCGGACGAAUCGCUGUACCAACGGGCAAACAAAAGCAGGGGCGACAUACAACGGGCGAAGAGACUCCUGCAGCGAGCCUCCGAAUUGACGGCGGACACGUCGACCAAGUUCAAGGAUCUGGACGGCAUGGAGAGCGUAUACAGGGACAAUGAGAGGCUACUGAAGGAUCUGAUGAGAGACGUAGACGCGUUGACAACGGAAAUGGAGAAACACUUGUCGCAAAUUGAGGAGAAGUCGCAGUUGUACAGACAGUGUUCCACUUAAAGGGCUCAUUGUGGUCCAACUGUCGGAUCUUCCGAUCACGUUUCAUCUCUAAAGUUAUGCGUCUUAUGCGCGAUAUAUAUCGGGUUGAACGAUGGAUCUUUUCUUUGUUGUUAUGCCAGACACAGAAAUAUCUUCACGAUGUAGAAUAGAAGUUUGCUUCACACACACAGACGAGAUCAUUUACAGCGUGUUCGCACGCGCGUGCACGUAUUUCGUUGCAUUUCUGCGAGAAAUAUUACGUUUUUACGAGAUUGGUGCCUUACAAUUGUGCAAUAGCUGCGGUUCUACUCUCAAUCAUGUAAAAGAAGAAAUGAAUCUGCGUGUGUAUAUAUAUAUAUAUAUAUUUUUUCUAUUUUUUCGUAUAAUUAUAUAUAUAUAUAUAUAUAUAUAUAUAUAUAUAUAUAUAUAUAUAUAUGCGCGUAUGUGUGUAUAUACACACAUAGACACAUGUAUAUUAUAUAUAAAUUUGUUAUUUCAAACUUAUCUCCUAGAGAGUAUCGCGAAAAGCAAGAAGAUUCUUAUUAGUGCCAUGCAUGUAAAUAGAGGGGCUAUUAGUAGUUAGAAAGAGAGAGAAUGAUUUAUAUAUAUCGUCGAUACUGCCAGCGAGACGCUCUUUUAGAUUUAAUUAUGUCGAAUUCUUUUACCCCUUUUGUAAUUUUUUUAUACUUUUAUAUCGUAACAGACACACGCACGUACACGCACAUGUGCGUGUGCGCGCGGACACAUUUAUCUUUAUAAUAAAAAUAACAUAUAAACGCUCUGUCUCUCUUAAAGUACGCCAUUUUACGACGCUUGGUACUUAAACUCACGAGAAACAGCGUAACAAAGUAUUAACGCUAGAUGGUACGCUAAAGAUAGGUCUCACGUGUAAUGUGUAAAUAACUGAAAUAACUGUAAUACACGGGUUUAAGAUAUUAAUAUAUAGAUAUUUUUCAAAACGGAUUGUCUCCUAUCGAAUAUAUAUAUUCGAUAAUAUCGCUGAGAGAUACGAUUCGCGCGUAUACAUUUCACCUGUUAAACGAAUUAAAUUUAAAAUGAUCUUCUCAA